Lottia gigantea (owl limpet) is the source of this 1554-nucleotide messenger RNA. RefSeq lists its product as hypothetical. The transcript has 2 exons. Lineage: Eukaryota; Metazoa; Mollusca; Gastropoda; Lottiidae. The record is from RefSeq and is a predicted model, not a curated record. The coding region runs from base 28 to 981 and encodes 317 amino acids.
CCAGGACGUUCUGCUUUCAAUAGGUUCAUGUGUUCAAUUUGUGGAAAAGCUUUUCAACAUAAAGGUCAUCUAGCAGAUCAUGUGACAACACAUACAGGUGUCAAAGCGUUUAAUUGUGAUGUGUGUGGGAAAUCAUUUAAUCGACGGUCGAGUCUACUACGUCAUCAAAACAUUCAUACGAACGGAAAGUCAUACUUUUGUGAUAUUUGCGAGAAGUCUUUUGUGGACGGCAGUUCUUUAAAAAGACAUAAGAAGAUUCAUUUAAAUAUUAAAAACUAUGUGUGUAAAAUAUGUUCAAGGAAAUUCACAGAUGCGAGUAAUUUUAGUCGACACGUGAAAGGUCAUAAUGGAGGUAAAUUGAAACAUAAGUGUAAGGAAUGUGAAAAAUGUUUCGCCAACAAAAAAAGUCUGGAAUCUCACGUCAAAGAGCAUAAUGGAGUAACGCUGUAUCCUUGUACGUAUUGUCCGAAAGGUUUUAACAACAAGAGUCUAUUAGUUGAUCAUAUCAAAGUCCACGAAGGAAUCAAACCUUUUAAAUGUGAUUUCUGUGGAAUGGAAUUCGUGCGAAGGAUGAGUUUAAUACGUCAUAGAAAUUUACACACGAAAGAGAGAUACUUUCACUGUUCUAUUCCAGGAUGCCAGAGGAAAUUCCUUGAUCGUACUGGCCUAGUAAAACAUGAACUUGUUCAUAAGGGAGUUAAGAAUAUUGUUUGUCAAAUUUGUUGUAAGAGAUUUUAUUUAAACGAAGAACUACGACGCCAUCUAGUGGUUCAUUCAGACGAACGUCCUUUCCCGUGUCCAAACUGUGAUCAGGCCUUCAAAACUAAAAUAUCAUUAAACCGUCAUAUUAAAACACAUUAUGAUAAAGAAUUUAAAUGUGAAUUUUGUUCGAAAGAAUUUAUCAGAAAAUAUCAGUAUAAAGGCCAUUUAUUAAAAUGUCAAAUGAAGAAAGAUGCUCAGGAUGUGAAGCCAACUAUUUAAAGGGGCAGUCCCUUAGAGGGGAACAGUCUGCAUUUUCAGGGAUUGAUUUGGAUCUUUAUUGUGCUUUAAUCACAUAAUCCUCUCAAAUAUACCUCAAACUAGAAAUUUCACUGCGUAAUCCUAUAUAUUAUGUGUUCUAUAUAUGGACUAAUCUCAACUAAAUUCGAUUUGAAUUUUUAACUUUUCAACAUGAAUAAUUAUGGAUACACAUGGAUUUGAAGGCUCAAAUUUCGACGAUGAGCUCUUGUUUAUGGUUAAGAUAUGAUUUGUUUAUCUAUUUUUUUUUUUAAAUGACCAUAGCAUCACCAAAAUGUUUGUGUUCAUUGUGGUCUAUUAUAAAUAUUGACAAACAAUCCGUCUUAUUUUGAGGAAGAAUAUAAAUAGUAUGGUAAUCGAUAUAUAUUUGCUUGAAUAAUUAUACAAGGUCCAUAAUGUGAAUUAGGCAUAACAGUUUAUUAUUUAUUAUUUGUAAAAUUUGUAAAGGAUUUGGAUGAAUAUUUUGUUUUUUGUUAAAAAUCAAAUGAUUUUGUUAUAGAAUGCCUGAUAUUAAUAAAAUAUAUUUAAUACAAUUAU